Messenger RNA from Sclerotinia trifoliorum, 1932 nucleotides. The record is from the annotation of a GenBank genome assembly. Lineage: Eukaryota; Fungi; Ascomycota; Leotiomycetes; Helotiales; Sclerotiniaceae.
AUAUAAUCUCAAUCUCACGAUAGUUUACCAUAUAUUCAUAUAUUCCCUUUCCAGCUAAGUGGUCCAAUUAUCCAUUCUACGCUGUACUUCACAUCCACCGAGGUGCGGAGACAAAACUGUCCAUUUCAACCUUUAAUCUCAUUGGUUUUUCCAACAUCCAAAAUCUACAAUAAAUGAAUCCUGAGCUACCUUCCUCAAGCCUGGAUACCCUCGAAACUCUCACAAUUGACGGCAAAUCUACAGAAAUAUCAUCACAUCAGCCUUCAACGACUCCAAUGGAAUAUCCCUCAACAUCCCACGUUACUCCACAUACGAUCCCCGUAGACGUUACAAAACGGGGUCCCACCACAAUUGAAGAUCUUCCAAAUGAAUUGCUAGCCAAUAUCCUCAGCCAUUUGGAUUCAGAAGCUCCGUCACAUUCCCAUACGAUACUUCAUGAUGAACCAACCUUGAAUGUAACCACAUCCGAAGUUCGAGACCUCAAGAAUUGUUCUGUGAUCUCGAAACGAUGGAGACAACCAACCUUACCCUUGCUGUUCAAAUACACACGAUAUAUCUUGAAGUAUUCAGAAGAUGAUUCUAGACCAAUUCUCAAUGAUCUUACAGGACCCUUCCUUCAAUUCCUUCAUACUCAAUCUCUCGCCAGCAUUGUCACAAGCUUUACACUGGUGGUUCGGGAGGAGAAGAUAUCGAAUUGCUUGGAUGGAAUACCUCGGUGCCGCGAAUUCGAUAGUUUUUGGCAACGACUCUUUCAUAUAAUUGAUCCCUCAACUAUUUUGAUUGCUGCACCUGCCGCCGCUCUCGCUUCCCUGACUUCGGCCGUCAUAAGUGUAAUGGAGGCAUGGCUCUUUGGAAUCGAAUGUCACUAUUUACGAUUGGAAAGACCCGCAUCCAAAGAAGCCAUUGUCACGGAGAUUACAGAGAGGGAUGGUCCAACAGAAUUGCCACAAAGACUAGCAGAAAUAUCUGCUCCAUCGUCUAGAAUAUCGCCUCUUGCAGUUCCCUUUUUUGAUGAGCGAUUACACUAUACCUUGGCCACUACUACUUUACCACGAACUUAUGCCAAGUCUUCUGAGAUCUUCCAAAUUAGACCAUGGACAUCUUUGCUUCUUAAUGAAGGGUCUAAUUUAAAGGCCUACAAAUCAUCCUUGUGGUGGGAAUUGGAUACCCCUUCUGUAAGUAAAUUAUACGCUCAAUUUGAUGGUAGUUAUCUGAUUAUUUAAAGAUACUAGGCAAUCUUGUUGGAAUAAAUGAUGCCAUACCUCUGAUCAACUCUAAUAUUCGAUCCAUGAGAUAUAUCGCUAUCUUUCCAAUAGCAACAAAUCACUUCGAAUAUCUUGCCCAGAAAUUACCAAGGUUGGAUCAUUUAUAUGUUCAAUUGGUACCGCGUAACGAUAUUCUAGAAGACGAAGAAUUAAAAAACAAGAUUGAUUUUGACGAUCUUUGGAUGGAGAGAAAUAACUGUUAUGCUCAAUUAAUGCGAGAAAUGUUCAACGAUCCACCAGAGGCAAAUUACAGAUAUCUCAAAACUUUUGAGUCAGGAGAUGCUGCUGAUACAGAUGCUUGGCAAAUGGCAGUAGAAUUCGUAAAACGUGCUGGAGGAGCAUGGAAGAUAACAGGUGAUGGGAUAUUUGAAAAAGAUAUUGCAGCUGAAGAUAGCUCAUCUAAUGCUUCGCACCCUUCACCACCAUUGUCAGUUACUUGAGGGAGUCUGAGAAGAAAAGCUGAUGAGUAUUAGUCCAAGACAAUUAUAUCGUUGGGCAUGGAAUGGGACAGCCAAGCUACCAAUUUCACCCGUGGCAUGGUAUCAAUGAAUCAAUGUCAGGAACUGCAUACACUGAGAAUGAAAGGCUUGGUGGAGGUUCAACAAAAGAUAAUAACUUGAAUAAAUUAAUACGAUAGAUCUGCAUAGAGGGUAAAUUGUCAUUGUCA